UGUUGGGCUGCGUCGUAUCAUUUUCCUGUGAAAAAGUUCAAGGCACUUUUUGUUGAAACGCGAAGGAAGCUUACACGACGAUCGGUGGUCAAGGGAUGUGUAGAUCGCGCUAAAAAGCCACACAGUCUCCGAUCCUCAACUCUACGCUGCUCUUCUCUUAAGGCACCAACAUUGUAUGAAGGCAUCCCUGAGUCUUAGGCUAAGAUGGCGGAUUACAACGAAUAGAUAACUGGCCAGUAAUAAUUCCAAAAUAAAUAGAACUGCUACGAAUUGAUUAAUUGCUAGGCAACUCAUUUUCGGAGAAAUGACAUUUUUUAGAUGAUAUUUUCUACGAAUCGUUCACAGAUUCGCACCGUUUAAAGAACUAGCGUGAAAAUGAGGGUACAACAAGGGAUUUGGCCGCCGUAAACACGCUUCCGAUCGAGUGCUACAAUUUUCGUUAAUUUUGCUACGGCGGCAAGCACUCCCCCUUAGUACAUUGUAAAUAAUUGUAAAUUAAACACCAGGCAACGAAGUGCCAGCACGAAAGGAUGCUUUACUUGGAAGAUUAUGUCGAAAUGAUCGAGCACCUACCACAAGAAUUAAGAGACCGGUUUACGGAAAUGAGAGAAAUGGACUUAGGUGUACAAAAUUCAAUGGAUAGUUUAGAAAAAAAAGUAAAAACUUUCUUCUCAAAUGCAAAGAAAAUGAAACCUAGCGAAAAAGAAGCAGAAUACGAAGCCAUUAGAAGAGAAUAUUAUAAGACAUUGGAAGAUGCGGAUGAGAAGGUGCACUUAGCUAAUCAGAUGUACGACUUAGUAGAUAGAUAUUUAAGAAGAUUAGACCAGGAACUGCACAAAUUUAAAAUGGAGCUAGAAGCAGAUAAUAAAGGUAUCACGGAAAUAUUGGAAAAGAGAUCAUUGGAGUUAGAUCAACCACCCACGAAUAGUAGUCAAAAAGAGAAUCGGUAUAGUUUCACAGCAACCACUAGAUCACGAGACAAUCAUAGUCAUUCUCGGGCAGAGAAAAGAAGAGAUUCAAAUGCAUCCUCAACUUCGAUAGAAAAACGUUUAGCUAUAGAAAAAAUUUCACCGAGUGUUCCUGAGUCGCGACCAGCUUCUACAAAUUCAGGACCAAUCAUUGCCGCCACGAGCGUGCCAUCCACUCCUACUUCAAUUGCGAAUUCUGUUGGCUCUGUAAGUUAUAAUCUUGGUCACAUUGGAGCUGGUGGAAAUGCCAUAGCAGCUGCAGCAUCCCAAGCAAUUGCUGCGACACAGCAAAUGCAACAGGGCCGACGUACUGCCAGUUUAAAAGCUAGUUAUGAAGCUAUCAAUACUGGUGGUGUACACGCGGCCGAAUUCAGUAGAGAAUUAGCUGGCGCUGCUCAAACCGCUAUUGCAGCUAUACAAGAAUCAAAUAAAAAGCAUAAAAAGAAAGUCGCAAACGCGGUUCCAAGUUCGAGUGUAGUUGCUGCGUCCGUUCAGCAACCAGUAUCGCCGCCAGUUAUAACUUCAAAUACACAAGUAGUGGAUUCGGAUAAUCCAGAUUGGACGUACGAUCCAAACGAACCAAGAUAUUGUAUAUGCAACCAAGUAUCUUAUGGUGAUAUGGUCGCAUGUGACAAUUCCGAUUGUCCAUUUGAAUGGUUUCACUAUCCAUGUGUAGGUAUCACUGCACCGCCAAAAGGCAAGUGGUACUGUCCUCAAUGUACAUCUUCUAUGAAGAGACGCGGAGGUCGGAAAAACUGAUUAUAUUCUAAUCAGCGCGAGUGUAACGAGAAAAAAUUGCUACUACCUCUUAGGCACUAUCCGUCAAGUACCAACUUAGUUAGGAAGCUGUUAAUUCUGAUUUUAUAUGACUUUUUAAAUGUGUUUAAAGUUUAAGUCGUACUCUUAUCUGGUCUUGGUCUUGUCUUAUAUUCGAAUUUCUGUUUCUAAAGCAGAAGAGAGCAGUUUUUUUUACUGCAUUUUGUAGAUAAAAAGAAACGGGAAAAAGGUGAAAAAAUGGUGCAAAAGACAGUGAGCUUUGAACAAAUUCCGUUUUAAGGUGUUUCGCGUAACGAAUACUGUAAAUAUUUUUAUAUUGUUUGCACCAUUCUGUACUAUGACCACGUUAGAUAGUUUCUACGAAUUUACAUUGGAAGGUAAUCUUUUCCUCUGGAUAUGAUACAAUCAACUGACUGAUGCCGUGGACAAAGCUCCUCUGUGAAUUUCCAAAUUUUUUGUUUAUCGUUUACACGACGUCAAGACAACUAUCGAACAAUCUUCGUGUAUAUUACGUACUCCUGUUAGUUCAGACAUGCUUAGUGUCUCAAUGGAUUGACGACAGUUCGAGCAAUAACGUUUUAAGUGUUCUACGCUUUCAAGAACGAGAAAAAAUAAAAGAGGAAAAAAAGCUGAUGCAAACAAAUCGUGAAAAUAAUACUUUCGAAACGGAAUAAUGUAGCAUCUCGGUGUAUAAAUAAAGUGAUCGAUGCAGAUUUA
This is a messenger RNA of Megalopta genalis, 2462 nucleotides long. RefSeq names its product inhibitor of growth family, member 3 (gene Ing3). The record is from RefSeq and is a predicted model, not a curated record. Lineage: Eukaryota; Metazoa; Arthropoda; Insecta; Hymenoptera; Halictidae. Gene Ontology annotation, cellular component: NuA4 histone acetyltransferase complex.